Molecule: messenger RNA, 1741 nt
Organism: Zerene cesonia (dogface butterfly)
Lineage: Eukaryota; Metazoa; Arthropoda; Insecta; Lepidoptera; Pieridae
Gene: Sert
Product: sodium-dependent serotonin transporter
Exons: 12
Coding region: 1-1725 (574 amino acids)
Biological process (GO): sodium ion transmembrane transport; serotonin uptake
Cellular component (GO): membrane; neuron projection
Molecular function (GO): serotonin binding; serotonin:sodium:chloride symporter activity
Source: RefSeq, a predicted model, not a curated record
AUGGAAACUAUUCGCUUAAAGCAAAUUCCAAAAAGCCGAUCCAUGGUGGUGUCUCUGACGCCACCCCGAGAGCGCGAGACGUGGGCGAAGAAGGCGGAGUUCCUGCUGGCGGUGGUCGGCUUCGCGGUGGACCUGGGGAACGUCUGGCGGUUCCCUUACAUCUGCUACCAGAAUGGAGGCGGUGCAUUCCUGAUCCCGUACUGCGUAAUGCUGCUGUUCGGAGGUCUGCCGCUGUUCUUCAUGGAGCUGGCGCUGGGGCAGUACCACCGCUGCGGCUGUCUCACGCUAUGGAAAAGGAUCUGUCCAGCUCUCAAGGGUGUAGGCUACGCGAUAUGCAUGAUUGACAUCUACAUGGGAAUGUAUUACAACACCAUAAUCGGGUGGGCGGUGUACUACCUGGUGGCGUCGCUGGCCUCCAUCAACUCCGUGCUGCCCUGGACGAGCUGUGACAACGAGUGGAACACGCCCCUCUGUACGCCUGUGACGUCGCCGCAGAUCAACCCCAAUUCUAGUACUCCGGCUAAAGAAUUCUUUGAGCGAAAUGUUUUGGAGCAGCACAGGUCGAACGGUCUGGACGAUAUGGGCCCCAUCAAACCAUCUCUCGCACUGUGUGUCUUCGGGGUCUUUGUAUUGGUCUACUUCUCGCUGUGGAAGGGAGUUCGGAGCGCAGGCAAGGUUGUAUGGGUGACAGCACUUGCGCCGUAUGUGGUGCUGCUGAUUCUGCUAGCUCGUGGUGUUACGUUGCCGGGUGCCACAGAAGGAAUCCGCUACUACCUCACUCCGGAAUGGCAUAAACUACAGAAUUCUAAGGUGUGGAUAGACGCAGCCUCCCAGAUCUUCUUCUCGCUGGGUCCGGGAUUCGGCACGUUGCUGGCGCUCUCCAGCUACAACAAGUUCAACAACAACUGCUAUCGCGACGCGCUCAUCACCUCCUCCAUCAACUGCCUCACCAGCUUCCUCGCGGGCUUCGUCAUCUUCUCUGUUUUAGGCUACAUGGCACACGUUCAGAACAAAAGCAUAGAGGAGGUGGGCCUGGAGGGGCCGGGACUGGUGUUCAUCGUGUACCCGGAAGCCAUCGCCACCAUGACCGGCUCCGUCUUCUGGGCUAUAAUCUUCUUCCUUAUGCUUAUCACCCUCGGUCUGGACAGCACGUUUGGAGGUCUGGAGGCAGUGACGACAGCGCUGUGUGACGAGUACCCGCGGGCUCUGGGCCGGCACCGCGAGCUGUUUGUGGCGGGACUCCUGCUCUUCAUAUACAUAUGCGCGCUACCCACUACGACUUAUGGCGGUGUAUACCUCGUGGACUUGCUAAACGUAUACGGGCCGGGGCUGGCCAUCCUGUUCGUGGUGUUCGCGGAGGCGGCCGGGGUGUGCUGGGUGUACGGGGUGAACCGCUUCUCUGAGGAUGUGCGGACAAUGCUGGGCCACAAGCCCGGCUGGUUCUGGCGAGCUUGCUGGUCUUAUAUCAGCCCCGUGUUCCUGCUGGUGCUGUUCGUGUUCUCGGUGCUGGCGCACGAGGAGAUGCUGGGCGGCGAGUACCGCUACCCGCGCUGGUCCAUCGCCGUCGGCUGGGUCAUGACCGGCACCACCGUCUCCUGCAUCCCGCUGUACAUCCUGUACAAGCUGAUCAUCACGCCCGGCAGCUGUGCGACGCGAAUAAGGACCAUAAAGCGUCCAGUGGAGACGUCCAUACCGCCCACGGAGCACGCGCUAUGUGCCCUGUGACCGCCCGCGCCCCGCG